AUGGUCAGAACAAAAUCCCUCUGGGCACUUGUCCUGGCACUCUCUGUCCAUACACAAGCCAGGCAGUUCCCCGUGGGAAAGUCCAAGUACACCCUGGACGACAUUCGUCCAUUGACCGAUCCCUCUUCCGGCCUGGUCAAGUGUUGCCCCGAGGGAACAGAAUUCGAUGGCAAGGCCUGUGUCCUUGGUGUACCGACUUGUCCCGAUGGUUUCAUCCGCAAAGAAGACAAGUGCGUGUCCACGGUCAAGCCCAUCUGUCCCGAGGGCAGCGAAUACGACGGCAAAGUCUGUAUCUCCACCUCAGAGCCAACCUGUCCGCCCCCGACCGUAUGGAAGGGCAAGUCCUGCGUGACCGGACCUCCCACCUGCCCGUCUGGUUUCGUGUAUAAUGGCAAUGUGUGCCAGUCGAAGGAGGGCCCCAGAUGUCCCGAGAACUACACGUUCAAUGGCAAGACGUGUGUCAGUGUCAAAAAGCCCCAGUGUCCCGAAGGGUUGGCUUUCCAAGACGGGCACUGCGUCAGCGAUCGCCCCCCUGUCUGUCCAGCAGGCACGGAGUACCACAAAACAUUGAAGGUGUGUAUCUCCGUCUCCGGACCGGAGUGCGAGGAAGGCAGCCGUGUCAAGGACGGGGUGUGCGUAUCCGACAUCAAGCCCUCCUGUCCCGAAGGCAGCACGUUCCAACCCACCAGCGGGAAAUGCACCACGACGGCCAAACCCGCCUGCCCGCCGGCCUCCGAGCUGGACCCCGUCACCAAGAAAUGCGUACUGUCCGAGUCAGCCAGCUGUCCGACUGGAAGUGAUCUCUCGCUCGAUGUGGCCUCCAACACCGCUCGCUGCUGUCCCCCGCAGAUGACGUGGAAUGGUGAAGUGUGCCUGAUGGGAGUCGACGAGAACGGCAAAUGCCCGCCGGGAAUGACGCUCGUCGGCAAGUUCUGCCAGAAGCAGGCCAUCAAGGUUGCAACCUGCCCACCCAAAUCCAAACUUGACGGCAGCCGCUGCGUCUCGACCGAACCCCCCGAAUGCCCGCCUUCCUACAUCCUCGACGGCGCCACCUGCACCAUGAUCGAAAAGCCCCAGUGUCCACCUGGCCUGAUCCUCUCCGGCGAAAACUGCAUCUCCUCCGUCCACGUCAGCUGCCCACCAGACACCAAAUACGAGUCCGGCCUCUGCGUCAGCCUCUCCCGCCCCCAGUGCGAAGAAGGCUUCACCUUCGACGGCACCAACUGCAUCUCCACCACCCACAACCCCAAGUGCGAGGACGACAACGCCACCUUAAACGGCGAGGACUGCACCUCCGGCCACUCCCCCGCCUGCCCAGAGGACACCAUCUUCGACGGCACCCGCUGCGUCUCCCGCAUCACCCCGUCCUGCCCCGCCAACUCAGUCCCCAACGGCGAAGGCGACUGCAUCACCAGCUCCAUCCCCUCCUGCGCCCCCGGCUCCACCCUCGUCGCCGGCGGCUGCGUCGUUGGCAUCCCCACCUGUAUCAAGGGCACCGUCUUCGACGGCAAGCAGUGCGUCAGCCCCAAGGACCCAGAGUGCCCGCCCGACCACAAGUGGACAAACGGGCGCUGCAUCAGCCUCAUCACCACCGAGUGCGAGCCAGGCUACACCCUCCUCAACGGGGAGUGCGUCUCGGACCGCAAGCCCGAGUGUCCGGCCAACACGCACUUCGACGGCCAGAACUGCGUUGGUUCAGUGCCUGAGUGCGAACCCGGUCUGGAGUUCGACGGCGAGGAGUGCGCUCACCCCGAGGAGCCGACCUGUCCCGCGGGUAUGCGCUUCAACGGGAAGAAGUGUGUCGGUGAGAAGGACCCCGUCUGCCAGCCUGGCACCGUCUACAGCAAACAGGCCAAGGAGUGUCUUUCCAUUGAGCGACCUGCUUGUCCGCCUGGCCAGGUCUUCAACGGCAAGCAGUGUGCUCUGGCGUCGGGUGAUUGCAUGAACUUUGAGUAUUGUCCUCCGACGGGAAUUCCCGAGUGCCAGCCUGGUUCGGUGUUUGAUAAGCAUACGGGCAUGUGUGCGGACUGGUAG
Messenger RNA from Aspergillus lentulus, 2034 nucleotides. RefSeq lists its product as uncharacterized. Lineage: Eukaryota; Fungi; Ascomycota; Eurotiomycetes; Eurotiales; Aspergillaceae. The record is from RefSeq and is a predicted model, not a curated record.